This is a messenger RNA of Cooperia oncophora, 1236 nucleotides long. NCBI's taxonomy places the organism in Eukaryota, Metazoa, Nematoda, Chromadorea, Rhabditida, Trichostrongylidae. The record is from the annotation of a GenBank genome assembly.
AUGCCUGCUACUGCUGAGCAGAAGCCCUCAACGCAGCUGACUGAACACCGGAAAGACUGGCUGUUCGCUGGAUUGGUUGCAUUGGCACACGCCUUUUUGGUGACGGUGGUAUAUCAUUAUGUUCCAGAGCCUUACAUGGACGAGAUCUUCCAUGUUCGACAGACAAGAAAAUACUGUUCUGGCAACUGGAGUUGGGAUCCUAUGAUUACCACACCACCGGCUCUUUACGUUUUGGGAAUUCCAUUUUGUUAUUUUGAAAGGUACACAAAUAGUGUACUCAUCGCGAUUACAUUCGCGGGUUUCUGCCGUUUCCGAAGACUCUUUCACAGAGAUGCUAUACACUCAUCGGCCACUGCCGUUAUUCUGUUUCCGGUGCUACUUCACUCUUCUGUGCUGUUCUACACAGAUUUGCUCUCAGUAUGUGCUGUCAUUUGGGGUUUUACAUUGGACUCGCCGCUACUGUCGUCGCUCGCAUUCGCAGUAGGUGUUCUUACUCGUCAGACGAAUAUUGUUUGGGCGGGAUUCUGUGCAUGUGUCCGUCUCGUUCGUGAUGUUAACAUGUCUCGUCCUAUUUCUGGAGUUAUUUCAUCUUUUGUGAGGCUUUCCUCAUUCAUUUUUCUCGCUUUUUCUUUUGUUCUUUUCGUGUAUAUAAAUGGAGGAAUUGUUUUGGGUGAUGCCUCGGCGCACCAACCACGUUUGCAUCUCGCGCAGUUUCUCUACCUAAGCUUGUUCUCAGCUGUACAUGCUUGGCCUCACGCUAUUCCUCGACUUCGUAGCUUGCUCUCCAAACUUUACUGGUUGUUUCCAGUCGCUUUAUCAGCUCAUUACUUUGCAUUUGACCACCCAUAUCUCUUGGCCGACAAUCGACAUGUGACAUUCUAUCUGUGGCGGUGGUGGCUUCGAGUUCCUGCUCGUCGCGUACUUUUAACUCCUCUGUUCGUUGGCUCUUUCAUAUACAUACGUGAUCUCAGCAAUCAUGUCUCGCCCCUUGUACGCAUACUUUUUGUCUUGUGUUCCUUUGCUGUGGUCGUACCAGCUCAUCUGAUAGAACCCCGUUAUUUCAUUAUACCCUACGUUCUGUGGAGGUUAUCAGCAAAGAUAACUUUGAAUAGAGUGCUUGUUACGAUUGAGAUUCUAUCGCAAUUGUAUGUCUUUUCAUCGAUUUAUUCGCUAUUCCUUUUCGUACCUUUCGAAUGGGCUAAUGAGCCUGGGGUUAAACAGCGUUUCAUGUGGUAA